Molecule: messenger RNA, 2487 nt
Organism: Sitophilus oryzae (rice weevil)
Lineage: Eukaryota; Metazoa; Arthropoda; Insecta; Coleoptera; Curculionidae
Product: lamin Dm0-like
Exons: 7
Coding region: 206-1978 (590 amino acids)
Source: RefSeq, a predicted model, not a curated record
GUAAGAAAAACCGUUAAAAGCCGCUGUACCGCUCCCAAAUCAUCGCCGAAAAUAGUUUGGUUACCUCCACGCGAGUCCUCGACCGAUUUUCUAUCAAUACGAGUGAUCAUCGCGCUCAGAACUGUUCGAAAUAUCGUUCCCCAGUUACUACAUUAACGUUAUUUAGUGGUGAUCUUAACCGUAGUGCUACCCAAGCCCGAAAAACAUGUCUUCAAGAUCGAAGAAGUCGGCCACACCGGCGUCGCAACCUCCCCCGCGUCCUUCGAGCCCCCUGAGCCCUACCCGGCAUUCCAGGCUCCAGGAAAAGGCCGAUUUGCAGAACCUCAACGAUCGAUUGGCGUGCUACAUCGAUAAAGUCAGGUAUUUAGAGUCUGAAAACAACAGACUCACUCGGGAAAUUCAAACAACACAGGAGACUGUUACUAGAGAAGUGUCCAACAUAAAAUCUAUGUACGAUCAUGAACUAAGCGAUGCACGUAAACUAUUAGAUGAAACACACAGGGAAAAAGCACGAUUAGAGAUCGAUGUGAAACGUUUGUUAGACGAGAAUGAUGAGUUAAAACAGGAACUAGCCAAGAAGUCGAAGGAUUUAACGUUGGCAGAGAAUUCUGCUCGAAUCUACGAGACUAGGUGUAACGAGUUGCAGCUGAAAUACAACCAGGCUAAUGCCGAUGCUAAAAAAGCCAUCGGUGAUUUGAAAGAUCUGGAGAAGGAACGGGACAAACUUAAAAAACUUCUAGACGAACAUAGAAAACAGCUCGAGGAAGAAUCUCUGGCUAGAGUGGAAGUUGAGAAUGCCAAUCAAAGUCUAAGAGAAGAAUUAUCCUUUAAAGACCAGGUCUACCAACAGCAGCUAACCGAAACACGUACACGUCGGCAGAUCGAAAUUAGCGAGAUUGACGGACAGUUGGCUGAAAAAUAUGAAGCCAAGCUGCAACAAGCUUUGCAAGAUCUCAGGGACCAGUAUGAGAGCCAAAUGGCUAGCAACAGGUCAGAGAUCGAGCUGCUCUACGAAAAUAAAAUCAAGAAUCUCCAAGCUGCCGCAAAUAGACAGUCAAACGCCGCUUCCAAUGCUCUGGACGAAGCCAGACAAAUCCGAUCCAAAAUUGACACCCUUACCAACAGGGUAACGCAGUUAGAGAAUGAAAACUCAGGACUAGUUGCCAGAGCCCGAGAUUUGGAGAAGUUAUUAGAGAACGAACGGUUACGUCACGCCGAAGACUUGGCAGCGCUGGAAGGCGAAUUGGCCAGACUGCGUGAAGAGAUGUCCAACCAGUUGCAGGAGUAUCAAGAUCUGAUGGACAUUAAGGUGUCUUUGGACAUAGAAAUUGCCGCUUACAGGAAGCUGUUGGAAUCGGAGGAAUCCAGAUUAAGAAUUACACCAUCGGGAGGAGAACGUGAAGUGAUCCACUCUACCAGCACUCGUAGUUCUUCAUCUCGCCUCACGCCUAGCAGGUUGGGUGCCAAGCGCAAGCGCACGCUCAUGGACGAAAGCCACGAAUCCAGUUUUUCCGACUACAGCGUCACCGGUUCCAGCAAAGGCGACAUUGAAAUCUUGGAAGCCAAUCCUGACGGAAAGUUUGUCAAACUCCAUAACAAGAGUAACCAGGAGAUAACUGUUGGUGGCUGGCAGAUUAUUUUGAGGGCCGGAGACAACGAAACCAAAUACAAAUUUAUUCGUUCGGCGAAAAUUGAACCCAAAGGUACAGUCACCGUGUGGUCUGCGGAUCAAAACAAGGAUCAUGAACCACCACAUGAUCUAGUGAUGAAAGGGCAAAGGUGGGUCACUGGAGACAACAUCACAACCACGCUGUUGAAUUUUGAUGGCGAAGAAGUUGCAGUUUCGGAAAGAGUAAAACGACAGCUGUCAAGCUCGCACCUAAGACACCGAGAGAUGGCGGGGGGGUUUAUAGGGGCCGAGGAUCUCCAUCAUCAAGUCGGCGAUCCCCAAGGCGAUGAAAAAUGUCGACUCAUGUAAAAACGAAAUCAAACUCUUUUUACAUUCAACAAGCCUAAAGCUAAAAAGAUUAGGUAAGUAUGGAGCUAGAUCGCCUACUUUUUGUACAAAAAAAAUCACUUUCCUUUAGUCCUAACAACUGAAAGGGUGCAAAACGUUUUUGCAGUAUGGUUUUCUUUCUUUCGGUUCAAUUUUGUGUGAUUUUUUGGUGGGUUACAAAAGGUUGGUUAAAAGUAAUAAAAAAAUGUUCUUAAGUUAGUUUGAAUAAGAAGAGGAUUUUUUCAGCGUAAUAGUUUCGCACGUUUUGAAAGUUUAGUAAAAAAAUAUUUAUUUGCUUUGUAUAAGGUGUAUUUUUAGGUGAUAUUUAGGACGGUCAUAUACAUAUAACAGAAUAUGGUUUUGAUGGAUUUUUAAAAUUUUCUAUAGAGAAAUAAGAUGAUAUAUCACACAUUUUUGUAAUUUUCUUAGCAGAAAUGUAAAUAUAGAUACUUAUAUAUCAAGGUUUGUAGGAAAAAACGAAUUAAAAAAAA